Molecule: messenger RNA, 2681 nt
Organism: Closterium sp. NIES-67
Lineage: Eukaryota; Viridiplantae; Streptophyta; Zygnematophyceae; Desmidiales; Closteriaceae
Source: the annotation of a GenBank genome assembly
UUUUGGAAAAUUCACCACAACGCACCCGCCGCUUUUGACGGGCCUAUGGACUGUGCUUCAUACACGCCGAGUGACUGCUUCCUUGGCGCCAUAAACCUGGACAGCACAGCUCGAACCCGCUAGGAGACCAGCUACCGCCACGAGCCUGCGGUUCGCGCACACUUGGAGAGUCGCCGUCCGGCGAGCACGUUCCGCUGUCCUCGUGGCCUUCCCUCGCAAUGGCUCCCCCCCUCGUGCCUCGGCGAAGCCUGCUCGUGCUGCCGUGCCUCCUCCUCUCGCUCUCCAUCUUCGCCACCACCCCUCUCGGCCAUACCUCGCAAUCGACCCGUUCUCGUUCCCCCUCGCCCGUUGCUACAUGGCGCGCAAUGCGCGAGGUGGCGCGGCCGGCGGAGGGGCGCUGGCAAGCGCCGUGGAUGGGGGGAGGCGGAGCGGGGAGCGGGCGCGCGGCGGUGCACGGGCUGACCCACCGCGCACUGAGAGAGGGCAGAGAGCGGCAGUCCGCCCAAUACCACAUCGACGCGUCGCGCAGAGCGCGCCGUCGCCUGCUCGCCCCGCCCUCGCCCGCCGCCGCUGCUACGUCCGCGGCGGGGAUUGGUAGACCCGCGCGCCGCAGGCUGGGCGGAGGCGGAAGCAGCAGCGAGGGCGGAAGCAAGGCGGAGCAGAGCGGCAGCGCGAAGGGCGUGGGGCAGUCGGCGCGCGACCCUAGCAGCAGCAACGGCGGGGGGACAGGCACAGGGGGCGCAGGAGGCGCAGGGGGCGCUGGCGGCGCCGGGGGCGCGGGCAGCGGGGCGCUGCUGGGGCCGGUGGGCGCGGGGAAUGGGUCGUCCGUGGUGCCGUACGGCAUGUGGGGGCUGGCGCUGCCCACGGGGUCGUACUACCUGAACAUCACAGUGGGCGAGCCGGGGCAGUCGGUGGCGGUGGUGAUGGACACGGGCAGCAGCCUCAUGUGGCUGCCCUGCGACUGCAUCGACUGCUCGCACGACGACAGGCUCGCCAUGACGGCGUACGACUCGGCCAAGUCGCCCAACUCCUCCAUCGUGCCGUGCAGCAGCCCCCUCUGCCUCGCCGACUACACCUUCGGCUGCAACCGCUUCGACGCGCCCCCCGCCCCGGCCCCCUCCUCUGGCGGGCUGCUGGGGGCUCUCCUGGGGGGGGGAGCAGAAGGGGGAGGGGGCGAAGGGGGAGUGGCGGGGGGCGAGGGGGAGUGCGAGUUUGUGUACUCGUAUGCGGACAACAGCAGCACGAGCGGGCGCGUGAUGCUGGACACCAUGGACCUGCCGUCCGUCAGCGAUGGCAUGAUAAAAGAGAAGAUGCUCUUCGGGUGCGGGCAGUACCAGUCGGGCAACCUGGCGAAGGCGAGCUACAUCUACGGGCUGCUGGGCAUGGGCAUGGGGCCCAUCUCGCCGCUCACGCAGCUGUACACAGGCGGCCACGUGCCCUUCGCGUUCGCCUUCUGCCUCGACUCCGCCAACGACACGGGCUCGCACCUCGUGCUGGGCCGCUCGCCGCACCCCCCCACCAUGCGCACCACCAGCCUCCUGCCCUCCGCCAGCCGGCCGUUCUACUUCCUGGACGUGAUGCAGAUGAGCAUCGCGGGCGCGGUGCUGCCGGGCAGCGAGGGGCUGUCAGGCACGGACAGCAAGGGCGGGGUGAUCGUGGACUCAGGCACCACGCUCACCAUCCUGCCCAGCGACCUCUACGCCGCCAUCCUGCAGACGGUGUUUGCGGGGCGGGAGGUAUUCUACAUCCCCGAGCUCAGCCUCGACUGCAUCGUGCUCGGAUUCUUUGACGCCACCCCGCCAGCAUUCCCGGCCAUCCACAUGGAGCUAGCAGACGGGGCUGUGUGGAGCAUUCCCUCCGUCAACUACCUCCACAAAUUCGACGACGGGUUUGACCAGUACUACUGCGCGGCCAUGAUGGCUGCUCCUGAUGGCUUUGCUGUGUCUGUCAUCAUCGGAGAGACGUGGCUACAGGACACCUACGUGUCUAUAGACAUCGAGAAGAAGCAGCUCGGAUGGGCCCCUCUUAACUGUUCAUCAGGCGAGUGCCUGACAUUCAACUACACGCGCGACCCCUUUGCUGACAUGGUGUAUCUGCUGCCCCCACCAGCCGCCCCCGCCCCGUCACCACCAUCGUCUGUGCUGCCCUCGUGGGGCGACCCCGCUGCCCCCUCGUCGCCAGCAGCCUCCAACGACUCGGCCAAUGCCAAUUCCUCCUCUUCUCUCUGGCCAACAUCCAUAUGGAAAGGCUCUCAUCACUCCAUCGCGCCUCACUUCCCGGCUCCCUGUACAGUUCUUGUUGGUUUCCUGCUGCUGCUUUUAUGAUGGCUUGUUUGAUUUGCCACCAGCAGCCACUUCCAAACCCAAACGGGAAUGUGCGUGUGAAUGCUGAAGGAAUACUACCGUUGCAGCAUCUCCCUGCUACUUUAUUGCAAGUAAGGCAAGUUUUGGAACUCGGAAGUUCCAAGAUGGAACUGCAUGGUGAGCUGUGUUAAAAGAGCUAGAAAGGUUCUAGCUAGGAGUAGGAGGAGGAGCCAUGGAAAUGGCGAGAGGUUUUAGGCUAGGAAAGGUGAGGAGAGAAAAGGAGUCGAGAAUAGAAUAGAGAAGGAUACAAGGAGCAGGGCUGACGUUUCAAAAAAAGGCACUCUGAGCCAAUCCCCCCAAAAAACAAAAUAGUCUGAA